Phaeoacremonium minimum UCRPA7 is the source of this 864-nucleotide messenger RNA. RefSeq lists its product as hypothetical. The coding region runs from base 1 to 864 and encodes 287 amino acids. Lineage: Eukaryota; Fungi; Ascomycota; Sordariomycetes; Togniniales; Togniniaceae. The transcript has 3 exons. The record is from RefSeq and is a predicted model, not a curated record.
AUGGCGACAGACCAGAACACAGCUGGUUGUGUUCUGACUGACGAUGACUACCAGGCCUUUCAUGAUGUCCCCUGGAACCGAGCCUCUGACUUCCUGAACGGUGUCAUGUACGCCUGUGGCGGUCCGAAGAAGCUGGAGCGUACUGGUUCGCAGGCCGAAAUUAUUCUGCACAGCAGAAUCUUCUAUUACCAAUCGACUACCGGUAUUGCCAUUCCGUUGAUCGGCUACAAGCGUUGGUUGCGCGCCCAGAGCUACGAGAGAGUGAAGCCCUGGGAGUGGACAAUCCUGGACAUGCUGUGCCAGAAGCGCGAUGAGAGUCUGGCCAAGAGAUUCGGGAACCGGGCUGACAGCCAGGUCGCAGUCCAAGACACGGCAAAGGCCCAACACGAGAAAGAUGUUUGGAUUCACGAGCUGUACAACGGCGACCUCUACGACCCGGCCCCGCAUGAGAUCCAGGCGAAGGAGAAGAUGGACGGUAACGAUGCCUUGCAAUCCGAGCCCGAACACGACCCCUCGAUGUCCGCCCCGAGCUGGCAAACCGCUGCCCCGAAAGGUGAACUAUAUGUGGAUAGGAGAUCGAGUGCUAAUGAGGAGAGUGGCAAAGGUCAAACAGGAGAUGCACCGUACCCCGUCCGCUUUGCCCAGAUCAUUGAGGCCAUCCAGACGGGCAAGCCCGUUGAGGGAAUUCAAGAGAUUCCUGACACCGUCGCGCGCAAUCCUGAUACUCGCCCAUUCGGCACCAUGACUGCCCCUAAGAAGCCCUGGGAGAAGAACGUGAAGGCGGCCGAGAAACUUGAGGAGCCAGGCUACGCCGUCAUCGAGAAGGACUUUCCCGACGACGGCAAGAGCGAUACCUAUGACUAG